Messenger RNA from Cryptomeria japonica (Japanese cedar), 3848 nucleotides. RefSeq lists its product as uncharacterized. Bases 894 to 3437 code for a protein of 847 amino acids. Lineage: Eukaryota; Viridiplantae; Streptophyta; Pinopsida; Cupressales; Cupressaceae. The transcript has 4 exons. The record is from RefSeq and is a predicted model, not a curated record.
AAAAUCAGAAGCCUCUCUUCUGCAAUUUCUCUUUAUUUUAAUAGAAAGCUUUUCCUUGCUUUCAGAGGGUUGCGAGAUCGAAACAUCACAAAAACACAUAAAGGAAAUCGAAAAGGUAAGUAGAAUAUUUGUGCUCAGACGCACCAGAUUUUGCAAAAUUGUAGUAAAAAUUGAUCUAGACCUGUGAAUUACUCCACAAAUCUAGGGUUUAGCUUCUGAGUACGGUGGAAGAAAAUAGUUCUGAAUUGAGCAAGAAUGCAGUGAGACGAUGAUUUUUUAGUAGUUAAAUUCUCUUUUUGCGAGGGUAUUUGUGUUGAAAAGAUGUACUUCGAGGAAAGAAAAGGGAGUUUGUGGGCGUCGGUGAAAAUGUAGUUAAACGAUGAUUCAGCAAAGUGGGGUUUGAAAUCUGAAUGCUUGGUCAGUGAGGGUUUUAGUGCAAGAUCGUGAUCUUUGUGAAAAGAAACUUGAGGUAGUGUGGAAAUUUUGCCGCAGGAAUGUGAUGUUUUCGGCUUUGUAAGAAUUUAUUGUUAAGUGAGUGGUUUGGGAGGUUGGGUUGGAAAAUGUACGGCAUUUACUUGGAUGAAGUGGCUGCUAGAGCUGUAUGCUGUAGAGUAGGUGGAAUUUGAAGCUAAGAAGGCGAAGGGUAAACUUUUAAUGAUUGGGCUGGAAGAAUUUGAGAAUUGGGAGCCGAGUGGAGGGAGUUUUUAUUUUUUCCUUUUCUCCUUGUUUGUUAGAGUUUUAUCUGAGAUGAAAACAUUAAUUGAUAAAAUUUAGACGGAUCAUAGUUCAAAAUUGACAAUUAUGAGCUGAGAGGAGGAAGGGUUGUGAUAUUUUUAGGGUUUGAUCGUUAGGAGAAAUUAUAGAGGAGUAAAAGGAAAAUUUUGGUGUUGAUAAUGCACGCCAGACACCGAACCCCUGGUGAGGGGUUGCGGGCUAACUCCUUUGGAGUUGGGCAGCCUUCUGUCCGCAGUGGCCCGGACUUGGGUUGGCGGCACAUGUCACACUCAUCUGAUUUCAAGGGCUCAGGGCGUGGGGUUGGGAGAGGUUUGUCCAAACCACCUUCAAUGGUACGGAAAGCUGAUAUAAUGAUGGAAGCUGGGCGGCUUGCAGCAGAAUAUUUGGUUUCUCAGGGUAUUCUGUCACCCAGUAGCUUGAUUCACAAGGGGCAGAAUGGCAACAUUGCAAGAUUGCCCAAGGAAUGUCCUGAGGUCAGGGUUCGUGAAAAAGAAUCAUUGGCAAAUGAGAAUGGCAGUCCUAAUUCUGCUCAGUAUGUUGGCAUGGCAAUGGAAGCUAUAUCUGGUUCAUCGUCAUUGACUGUAAGGGAUGAAGAAGCUAAGAUUGACUUUGGAACUUCUGAAAUGUUAGUGGGUGGAAAAAGAAAAGCUCCAGAUGAUUCCAUAGAUGGUAGAAAACAGUUGAAGGAUAGAAAGUUAGGGAAUUUCAAGGCCUUUAUGCGAGACUGGAAUCUAGGAGACAGUAGGUCUGGUCCCUCUCUUGACAAAUGCAUUGAAUUUUGUGCUAGUAAGACUGCUGUUGAUGAUUUAACUCAAUAUCAUGGAGAGAAAAUGGCUAUAGACAUUGGGGGGGUGCCAAGAGCUAUGGAUUCUAUAUCUUGUAAAAGUGGGGUUGAGGGUGAUUCAGACUCUGACCUGGAAAAUUUUGAGUUUCCAGAUACAACAGAUUCAAAGCCUCUUUGUUCAUCUGUCAGCAAGACUAAGGAGUCCUUUGGUACAGAGGAUCCUUUUGGAAGGAAAAUAGAGAAGCCUGAACUGCAAAAUUGUGCAAUUAUUGACAAGGAAGAUAGACCUACAGAGUCUGGAGAGUUAAGGGAUUCAUAUUGGAAUGAUAGGGAAAUACAGAAUCCAUUGCACCAACACUUUGUAAAGACUGAUGUUAUUUCUAAGGAUUCACGAGGGUCAUCACCCGCAGAUAUGAGUAGAGGUCAUUUCUCAAAUGAACAAGAUUUAAGAAGCAAAGUCAGUGAUCGGAGCAUUGGUGGGGUUUCUUCUAACAGUGUUGAUCUUGUCCAGCUGUGCAGUCAAGGGCAAGUUCCAACCAAGGCACGCUCUAUUACAAGACAUAAAGUGAUGGAUGCUGAACAUUGUAUGGAUAGGCGCUUGUUUCCUAUUCAUGGGGGGAGGAACAGUGGGGAGUUCUCAUCAGGUAGAUUUUCAAAUAAUUCCAGGGAUGAUGAUCUUGUUGAGGAAUCUGGCAAGUCCUGUUGGAAUCUGAGGGGUUCUGGUUCAGAGUCCACUAGGAUUCGGGCAAACAGGCCUGCAGAAGAGGAUGGGGAGCUAGAUCAUUCUAUAGCUACCGAGAAGGAUAGAUUUGCCAAGUCUUAUUCUUUUUCGGAUAGAUCUUCUUUCAUGCAUCAACAAGAAUCUAGUAGAUGGCCUCCUGGGUUUGGUGGUCCUCAUAGUGGGGAUUCGGUUUCUCUUGAUGGAAGAAUGUUUGCAUAUGGACGAUCUAGGUCAAUGUUUCCACAAAGAGACAUGGAAAAUCCCAUGUGCCGCAGCAAUAGAUGGGAAGCGAAAAGAAAGAGAGAGUGGCCACCUGGUCGGAUUUCCCAGGCAGAUGAAUACUUUCGAUUGCAUAAUCUCAAAGCAAAACAGACAAGUGCACAGAUGAAGGCAGCCCCUUCAGGUGUGGAAGUUGUUUUUGAACCUGUUGAACAAGAAGAUAUGUUGGAUGAUAAGAUGCCAGAGAAAAAGGAUUUAAGUGCUAAUUCAACAAUAAAAGCUGUCGUUUCUGGUUCUGGUUCUGGUUCUAAUGAUGAGCAAGAGUCUUUGUCCACUGGCAGCAAAACUGUUGAUGAAAAGCUUAAUCUAAAUACUGUUACAGCUGCGGAGAUCGAGGAACCUGAUUCCUUUAUGAUUGAGAAGCAGAGAGCAUCUGCUCAAAUAUCCAGUCUACUGGCAAAGAUCCAUAAAGGUAGUUCAAAUGAGUCUUCAUUGCCAGUUGUUGAAGAGGGACACACAACAGAGUGCACUCAAAAGGAUGAAGGGAAAGUGCCAAUUGCAGAGUCUCAGCCAAAUGGAAUGGAUAAAGAAGAAAGAUCAGUAAUUGCCUUUUUCCAGGACCUCCUUAAAGAUUGUCCUCUUUUGAGGCAUCUUUAUCAAUCUCGUGAUGGGUCUAGAGAAUUUGACUGUCUUGUAUGCCUUAGUUCGUCAUCUCUGAGUGAAAGAAAGUUUUCAAACUUGGCUGGGCUUUUAAGGCAUGCAAAGGAUGACAACGAAAUGCCUUUAAUGCACACAGGUUAUGGUCAUGCAAUUUGUGAAUUAUUGGAUUUAAACAAUUCAAAUGACCCCUCAAAAGAUGUUGAGAAUGUGGAACAAUGUUCAAGCCAAUCUCUUCAAAGUGAGGAGGGAAUUGUUGAUACUGCUGAACCAAUAACGCUAUCUUUGGAAGGCUUGGAAAAUGCUGUACCAGAGGAUUAGCAAAGGAUUCCAUUUCAAAUGCAACUCCAUGUUGAAUGUGGCAUAUGUUUGCCUACUACACGAUGAGAACAGAAAACCUUGGCAAUAAUUUUAUUUUUCUCAAGUGAAACCUUCUUUUGUUGCUCCUUAGUUUACCCUCAGUCUGCAGAAACACUGCUCUGGACUAUAAAUAUUGCAGCUGUUUCAAUAGCCUCCAGGCAUCAUCAAAACACAAGAAUACAGCAGCCCGGAUGGGUUUGUACUUGUAGAGAAACACAGGAUGGACAGGGCAACGUUCAGAUUCUGCCAGAAAGUGGCUCAUGAUACGUAAUAGAUUGAUGGGCAAUCCAGACUGAUUAUAAUAUAAACCUGUACCUUUGAAAUGUAUGGUCAAUCUAGUCGGAUAUUAAUCAUAAACCUUUACCUUUCAAA